Messenger RNA from Saccostrea cuccullata (small rock oyster), 1659 nucleotides. RefSeq lists its product as uncharacterized. The transcript has a single exon. Gene Ontology annotation, molecular function: zinc ion binding. Lineage: Eukaryota; Metazoa; Mollusca; Bivalvia; Ostreida; Ostreidae. Bases 1 to 1659 code for a protein of 552 amino acids. The record is from RefSeq and is a predicted model, not a curated record.
AUGGGUUCAAGAUUCGGCCCCCCGUGUAAAGUCAGGCAGUGUUCUGAAUGUGAGGGGGACACAGAAUUCUACUGUAACACAUGUGAACAUGACCUGUGUCUACUGUGUAAAGAGAGACAUGUUAUUGAUCUAGAUACCAUAUACCAUGAUGUUGUGAUUUACCGUGAGAAAUUUGAAUACAUUACAAAACAAGAGACUUGUGAGAGACAUCCAGGCAUGUUUUAUCAAAAGUACUGUCAUUCUUGUAAAAUUUCUAUCUGUUCCCACUGUGUAGAACACGGACAUUACGACAUACAAGACAUUAGAACAGCAUACAAAACAAACCGUCAAGAACACAGUGAAAUCAUUCACAACAUCAGAAGUGAGACUCUCUAUAACAGUUCUUGUGUUCUGGCAGGAAUCAAAUCUGAUAUAAAACAUUGUCACACAGAAAUAUGCAACAAUCAGUCAAAGAUGUUAAUAAAAGCUCAGAAACUAAGGAACCUCAAAGACACUGUGAUGUGUGAUAUUAAAAUCAGACGCAAAAGAUUAAUUCAAAGUUUACAACAGCAGAAGAAACAUCUUUCCAACAUAGUAAACUUUGAACACAGAGCUGAACAGUUAGCAAACAGACCGCUAAAAUUUAUCAUGUUACAAAAGACAAUUCAUGUUCACAAGUUAAUGGACACGCCAAGUCUAAAAAAAAUUGCCCUGGUCUGCCUGAUUGAAGAAAUCAACGUAGAGAAUGUGACUGAUUUACUGGCUAAAAUCCAAAUAAUAGAGACAGGAAAAAGACAAGUGAGAAAUGAAUGUCUGCUGAAACUGAUGUCUACACCUGUAUUACACAGGUGUGUCAAAUUGCUAGGCAAAAUACAUGUAUUUCAUAUUUCCGGUGUGACACCAGACCGGGUCUGGAUCAGUGAUGGUGAUAAUUUUAUCUUGAUAAACUCAGAGGGUGACAUACUACAUCAUGUGACAGAUGUACCGAGCGUGUGGGGACAACACACUGUAAAUCUUACUGGUGAUCUUAUUUACAUAGACAGGGAUGGUAACAUUAUCAAACUCUCUAAAGAUAACAGAACAAAGUCUACAUUGAUAAAAAAAACAGAAUCAUGGAUACCACGGUGUAUCUACUCCUCCCACCUCAACGGCGAUUUACUGAUCGGAAUGUGGUCCUACAACACAGGCGUUAUAACACGCUAUAAUGACCUACGAUAUCAUAAACAGACAAUGCGGAAAGACAAUAAAGGCCAGGAACUGUAUUCUGAUCCUAUCUACAUCUCAGAGAACCGCAAUGGAGAUGUUAUUGUGUCUGACAUAGGCAGUGGUGCUGUAGUGGUGACAGAGAGUGGAGGAAGACAUCGCUUCUCCUACACAGGACACCCAUCAGGAUCCUGGCUAAGUCCACGAGGAAUCUGUUCAGACGCUCUGUCACACAUCCUGGUGUGUGAUUUUAUCACCGACACAAUACAUAUGCUUGACAGCGACGGUCACUUCCUGUUACAGAUACUGACACGACUACAAGGAAUAAAUGUACAAAUGGGCCUGAGUUAUGACGACAAAAGUCAUCUUCUCUGGGUUGGAUUAUCGUUCGGGGAAAAGAAAGUGCGUGUAUACAGAUACAUAGAGAGAUAUGACUAUUUACAAUACAUAACAAGUCAGAGUAAAAUAGAUAUAUGA